AUGGAUUUCCUUCCAAUAGCAAGAUGUGAAGAGACAAUACAAAAUAGAUCUUUAGAUAGAAUGAAGAAACUAUUUGACUUGUUAAAAGAUAAUUUGGUCACUCUAGAUGAAGUUAUGUCACAAAAAGAAGAUUUAGAUUAUGAAUCAGAUGAAGAAAAAGAUAGCGAAGAGUUAGAUCUAAAUCCUAUAUUAAAUAAUGAAUCAGAUGAUUCCAUGACCAAAAUCAGAAAAUGCAAUCUGAUGCGAAGAAUAAAUUCUAAAAUUAAAAACAAACCACUGAAGAAUAAUAAAGAAAAUAGGUUUACUGAUAUAGAAAUUAAAGAUAGUUAUUAUAAACAUAAUGAUCUGUACGAAGGAUAUCUUUCUGCUUUAAAAGAUAUAUUUGUUGAACUUCUAGAGGAAUACGACGAAUCAUUUGAGCUAGAAUGA
Messenger RNA from Strongyloides ratti, 429 nucleotides. RefSeq lists its product as hypothetical. The coding region runs from base 1 to 429 and encodes 142 amino acids. Lineage: Eukaryota; Metazoa; Nematoda; Chromadorea; Rhabditida; Strongyloididae. The record is from RefSeq and is a predicted model, not a curated record. The transcript has a single exon.